AAAAUGGCUAAACCAUAUGGUGGAUUUGAUUAUAAGUUUGUUGAUGGUGAUCCUCCCAGUAGAUACAUUUGUGCCAUCUGUACAUUAGUAUCUUGUGAUCCUCAACAAGUUACCUGCUGCUACAAUACCUUCUGUAAGACCUGUCUGGAGCAACUUGGACUAUCAGUGAAGCAACCAAAAUGUCCUCUUUGUCAAGAAGAAUUGAGCUUUUUCAAUGAUGGAAAGCUCAAUCGUGAGAUCAUUGCUCUUAAGAUUCACUGUACUAACAGUGAGGAGGGUUGUGAGUGGCAGGGAACUAUUAAUGAAACUGGUACAUCAAUUGAUACUCAUCUUAAUAGCUGUAACUAUCAACUGGUACCUUGUACUAAUGAGUGUGGAGAGAAGAUUAAGAGGAGAUCAAUGGAGACACAUCUGACAGACAACUGUACUAAACGAAUGGUUAACUGUCAGUAUUGCAAGCGAAAAGGUCGAUAUCAACUGAUAACAAGCAGCAGUCAUCUUGAUGAGUGUCCUGACCUCCCAAUCCAAUGCAGUAAUGAAGGCUGUAGUAUGAUACCACGAUGUUUACUAGAAUCACACAAUGAGACCUGCCCUAAAGCUAUCGUACCAUGUGAAUACAAUACUGUUGGAUGUAAUAAGAAAAUGAAGAGAGAAGAACAAGAGAAGCACAAUGAAGAAUCAAUAACAGCACACCUACAACUGACAAAGAAACAACUGGAAGUGACAACAGAGACAAUAGAAUCUCUCAAAACAAGUCUAGAGCAGAAAAAUCCAUCAAUGAUAACAAAUGAAGUAUUGAAGCUAAGCCAAUUUACUGAGAAGAAGGAAGAUGAGACAUGGUACAGCCCGGGCUUCUACACAUCACCAGUAAAAUACAGAAUGUCAUUACUAGUCUAUCCUAAUGGUAAUGGAGAAGGUAAAGGUACACAUGUCUCUUGCUUCAUAUGCUUCAUGGCAGGAGAAUAUGAUGAUAUAUUGGAGUGGCCAUUUCAGGGAGACGUUACUAUAGAACUACUGAAUCAACUGGAGGAUAAGAAUCAUAAGAAAUAUACCAUAUCAUUCAAUGAUACUAUUCCAGGGAAAUACAAGCAAAGAGUGAUGGAAGGUAGAAGCCCAAGUGGAUGGGGUUAUAAGAAAUUCGUAUCACAUCAAGAGCUGAAGCAUAAUCCAAGUACUAAUCAUCAGUAUCUUAAAGAUGAUUGUUUGUACUUCAGAAUCAGUGUGAAGGUUACACAAAAGGCAAGGCCGUGGCUAGUUCCGCAAUAAAACAUUCAAUAAAAGGAACAAUUUAAUCACUUUCACAGUUAGAUUUUGUUUAAAUCAUGUAUUGGUGUCAUUUUAUUAAUCAUUAUUCAAUCAUCAAAAAAGUUACAAUACAACUGUAAUAAAGAAUAAAGAUAGGUUAGAACUAUUACUAAGUACAUGCAAAAUACAAAAUAAAGGGAUCAUGUUGCAGCAAAUUUUAUUGAGUAGU
Amphimedon queenslandica is the source of this 1474-nucleotide messenger RNA. Its product is annotated as TNF receptor-associated factor 4-like. Gene Ontology annotation, cellular component: plasma membrane signaling receptor complex. NCBI's taxonomy places the organism in Eukaryota, Metazoa, Porifera, Demospongiae, Haplosclerida, Niphatidae. Bases 4 to 1266 code for a protein of 420 amino acids. The transcript has a single exon. Gene Ontology annotation, molecular function: protein binding; zinc ion binding. Gene Ontology annotation, biological process: signal transduction; regulation of apoptotic process; regulation of canonical NF-kappaB signal transduction. The record is from RefSeq and is a predicted model, not a curated record.